Molecule: messenger RNA, 5021 nt
Organism: Myotis myotis
Lineage: Eukaryota; Metazoa; Chordata; Mammalia; Chiroptera; Vespertilionidae
Gene: BTBD3
Product: BTB domain containing 3
Exons: 4
Coding region: 449-2053 (534 amino acids)
Biological process (GO): cerebral cortex development; neurogenesis; dendrite morphogenesis
Cellular component (GO): cytosol
Molecular function (GO): protein binding
Source: RefSeq, a predicted model, not a curated record
UCCGAGCACUGGCUGUCUGACUCCAUCUGCAGGGCUGUAAUACCUACUCUCCUCAGAUCCAUUCACCACACAACUUCAGCCGGCUGAACAGACUCGCACGGCUCCAGCACGUCUUGCUAACCUAAUUCAGAAAACAAGUGCUGAGGCUCUCUGCCUGUCAUCUCCGCUCACUGUAGCAGUUUCAGGUGAUCCAGGAAACUAGGUUAUUUUUAUGAGCAAGUAAGAGAAACAGGAAUCAUGACGGGCAUGUAUUUAACAGACCGAGUACUGGAUAAAACUUAAAGCCAGUUACUAUUCAACAUAGUGGAAAGGUCACCUUGCCUGGCUGAGAAAAGAAGCAAAAUAUCAGCUUGUUGGUUUCUGUUAACAUCUUAGCUCAUGCCAGCCUCUUUUCCUUGAUGUUUGUACCAUCUUGGGAUAUCUAACUCUAAAGAGACAUCCUGUACUCAUGGUAGAUGACAAGGAAAAGAACAUGAAAUGUCUCACCUUCUUCUUGAUGCUUCCAGAGACGGUAAAGAACAGGUCCAAGAAAAGCUCGAAGAAAACAAAUACCAUCAGCAGCAGCAGCGGCAGCGGCAGCGGCAGCAGCAGCAGCAGCAGCAGCAGCAGCAGCAAGUUGCCUCCAGUUUGUUAUGAAAUAAUUACCUUGAAGACUAAAAAGAAGAAGAUGGCUGCUGAUAUAUUUCCCCGCAAAAAGCCAGCCAACUCCAGCAGCACCACUGUCCAGCAGUACCACCAGCAGAACCUCAGUAACAACAACCUUAUUCCGGCCCCGAAUUGGCAGGGUCUUUAUCCUACCAUCAGGGAAAGAAAUGCGGUGAUGUUCAAUAAUGAUUUGAUGGCAGAUGUACAUUUUGUGGUUGGGCCACCAGGUGGGACUCAGCGGUUGCCAGGACACAAAUAUGUUUUGGCUGUUGGGAGCUCUGUGUUCCAUGCAAUGUUUUACGGAGAACUUGCUGAGGACAAAGAUGAAAUCCGUAUACCAGAUGUCGAACCUGCUGCUUUUCUCGCUAUGCUGAAAUAUAUCUAUUGUGAUGAAAUUGACUUGGCUGCUGACACGGUGCUGGCUACUCUUUAUGCUGCCAAAAAGUACAUUGUCCCUCACCUUGCCAGAGCCUGCGUUAAUUUCCUGGAGACCAGCCUGAGUGCCAAGAACGCCUGUGUGCUUCUCUCCCAGAGCUGCUUGUUCGAGGAGCCAGACCUGACCCAGCGUUGCUGGGAGGUGAUCGACGCCCAGGCUGAGCUAGCUCUUAAGUCUGAGGGAUUCUGUGACAUCGACUUCCAGACACUGGAAAGUAUCCUCCGCAGGGAAACUCUGAAUGCCAAAGAAAUCGUCGUUUUUGAGGCAGCUCUCAACUGGGCUGAAGUAGAAUGCCAGCGGCAAGAUCUAGCUCUGAGCAUUGAAAAUAAACGCAAGGUCCUCGGAAAGGCACUUUACUUGAUCCGAAUACCUACAAUGGCUCUGGAUGAUUUUGCAAAUGGUGCUGCACAGUCCGGAGUUCUAACUCUCAAUGAGACCAAUGAUAUCUUCCUCUGGUACACUGCGGCCAAGAAGCCCGAGCUGCAGUUUGUGAGUAAAGCCCGCAAGGGCCUUGUCCCCCAGCGCUGUCACCGUUUCCAGUCCUGCGCUUAUCGGAGCAACCAGUGGCGCUAUCGGGGCCGCUGUGACAGCAUUCAGUUUGCGGUGGAUAAGAGAGUGUUCAUCGCGGGCUUUGGGCUGUAUGGCUCCAGCUGUGGCUCUGCGGAGUACAGUGCCAAGAUCGAACUCAAACGGCAGGGCGUUGUCCUGGGGCAGAACUUGAGCAAGUACUUCUCCGAUGGCUCCAGCAAUACCUUCCCUGUGUGGUUUGAGUAUCCGGUGCAGAUCGAGCCAGACACCUUCUACACAGCCAGCGUGAUACUGGACGGCAAUGAACUCAGCUACUUCGGACAGGAAGGCAUGACAGAGGUUCAGUGUGGCAAAGUGACUGUCCAGUUUCAGUGCUCCUCAGAUAGCACCAAUGGCACUGGGGUACAGGGAGGGCAGAUUCCUGAACUUAUAUUCUAUGCUUGAAAACACUUCCUGAAGCAGAGUGGGCUCUGAGGUGCACAUCUGGUUCCUACUUGCUUGAUGCUUAGCUUAUCUGCAGAUAUAUGGUCUGCGCAGGUAAUUUGUAAUGAAUGAAGUUGUAGGCAGUUUCUAAUUUCUUUCAACCUUUUAAUUAUGUACAGGCAAAAAUGCAGCAUUCGGCUUUUACUCUAUGCUUCAAAGAGCCAAGUUCUUAUUAGGGCUUUGUGGUUUUUAGAUUUGCAUUUGUCUGUGCAGCUGGGGAGAAUGUGUGCUCUUUUCCAACUGCCCCAUUGACCUCCCAGUGCUGUCCCUAUUAAGAAAAUUUUUUAAUCACCUCAGAUUUCCUUCAGGGCUUUAUUUUGACAAAUAGAAGUAAAUAGUCUAAAAUAAUAAUAACAAGAGUUAUUUUUAAACAGAACACCGCCCCCCCCCCAAAAAAAAACAGAUAAACCUCAGUGUACAAUUUUGAAAGAAGUUUUGUUUCAUAAUAAGUAAUAAUUUAGAAAGUAGACAGUAAUUAUGUUUAGCUCUUAUUUUAUUUUCCUUUUAAACAUUUUACUUCUGGAAUGGCUUUUUCUUAAAUCCUACAUUCAUAAGAUUGAUACAUAUUAAACACUGCAAAGUGUCAGUGUAGGGUGUGAAAAUAAGAAUUUGGAUGAUUGUUUAGACCAUGAUUUCUGCCACAAGCAGAUUUUCUCUAUAGAUGAGAAGACAAAGCAUUGCAGUAUAGACACUUUUUUAGAAGUAACUAAAUUAUAAAGUUUUGUCAUUAGAAAAAAGUUGCAGGCCUAUUUAUUUUAAACUAAAACAUUUUAGAAAGGAAACCUAAAAAAGUCCCAUACUACAAAUGGAUUAAUUGAUGGCACAAUAAAAUGCACAGUUUGAAAAAGUCAAACACUUUUCUCCCCACUUAGCUUCUGAUCCCCACCAUUUGCUUGUUUUCCAAGUCGUACUGUAUAUAUUCCUAUUCCCUUUUUUUAUGAAAAGAGGACCAAACAGUUCUUUUGAUGAAUGAAAAACAAUUAGUUUUGUAGCACCACGUGUUACUAUAAUGAUACCUUUAUUCAUUGAUUUUUUUUUUUUUAAAUCUGAAAUAUACUUUCCCUGUUUUACUUUGACCACAUGCUGUCUUCUUAGUGAAUUAUAAUUCUGUCUUGUUCCUGGACUGCUAGAAUCUGGCCUCUGGCCAUCCUAAAGUGCCAAUAUAUUCCUGCAGGGUUUUAAAAAAAUGGUCUGGAGCGAUGCACUUGAUCAGACCUAAUAGUCACUGCGUCAUCAUCACAUCCAGCUCUCUUAUUUGUCCCUGGGUAAUGUAAACAAAGGAGGGAAAAGCUCAUCAAAACAUUCUCCUUCAGUGAUGGCUUAUAAUGGUUGAGUGCCCAUGACCCUGGUAGUAUCCAGUGUGUUCACUUCCAGUUGAAGUAUCUAUGUGUUUCUGGGCAGCUUUUCUGCUCAGUGUGAUCCUGAGAUGGCUUCCUUUGCCACCCAGAGUGUGGUCCCUGGCCACCUCCUUCUCCUGCUCUGCAAGCCUGAAGCUGGCUUGUCUGGAGCCAGGGGUUAGUCCUGGGGUGGGUGUGUGUGCGUGGGCACCCAUGUGCAUGCAGGUUGUUUGCCGACUCAGGAAUUGUCUCCUCCCUGCCUGGCCAGUGAGAGGUGGGACAGAAAUGUUCCCCCUGCUGGCCCCAGCAAGGCCCCAGUCAGUGACUGCCCUUACCAAAGUCACUGUGUUUCUGGGCCGCUUCUUCCCCUGUAGACAAGGGCUUGCUGCUUUUGGCCAGCUUUCCUGAUGGAGGAAAACACUGGAUUAUGGGAAAUGUUUUAAUUGUCUUUGCCAUUACCUACAUCUGUUAGCAUAGAUGAUCAAAAGCUGUUACUGGUGAUUAUAAAUGAGUACUCCCAGGACAACUUUCCAAAAUUAUCUAACAAUUAUUUCUUAUUAGAGAAAUAACAGAUAGUAGUGUUGGCAAAGGAUCUAUGAAAUAAACAUACAUUUUCAAUUUAAAAAAUACUCGUACAAAUGAUUUUGUUUUUAAAUUAUGAUUAAACAUUUCAGGAAUUCAUAGCUACCAUGCAAAUUGGUAGACUAUAUACCUGAUAACAAGGCACUCAUUUUUAAGCCAGAGGAGAAGAAACUUUGUUUAUUACUAAGUUCAUCAUAUCAGAUUGUGAGGUGGGUGUGACAACCUUAAAGUGAAGAUUGUUCAUUCCAUAACACUCACUGUCCAUGCUCCUGUUAGCUAGCUGCCCUCCAUGUGAACGCCCCAUGAGAUCCUGUACACUGAGUGCAGAAGAACCUGUAUGAUCGUUACUGUUACCUAAAGAAAAGACACACCACCUGAUUGGCUGGUGACGAGAGCUGUGGGUUAAAUUUGAAAAUUGUAUUCAGGAUAAGAAAUUUUAAAUCCUAGUCUCCCUUCUGCAUUUUGAGCAACAUGGAAUGAAGGCUAAUGUGCUUGCUUUAUUUUCUUUGUUAAUCUUAAAUUUUGUAGCUUUUAAACAUAGAAAGAAACUAUUGUUCCGACAAGGCAGGCAACUCUAGUGUAUAAACACAAUUUUAUUAAAAUAUUCUGUAAAUGCUUUUUCCAAUGUAUCUGGCAGUCUUUGCUGUUAUUCAUACUGGGGAUAACGGGGAACUAGGCUAGCAGCUCUAAUGUAACAUUCUUUAAGCAUAUCUUAAUAUAGUAUUUAAGUAAACGGUCUCAUUUCUAUAUAAUUAUUGCACUGAACUGUCUUUUUUGUUUUUUAAGUGUUGAAAUAAGCUCGACUAAUUCAAGUCACUAGCCAUUUGGGCAUCAGAGUGCUUGAAUUUAGUAGCUUACAGCAUUAUUUAUGAAGGAAAAUAUAUAAAUAUGAAGUACCUCAUGUUGAAUGUUAUUGUACUGUAUUUUUAAUGUAACAGUGCAGAUCUUGUUAGACACAUGAAUGUGUAUAAUCAUGUUAAAUGCAAAUAAAAAUAAAACUGAUUCAUAGA